Messenger RNA from Micromonas pusilla CCMP1545, 690 nucleotides. RefSeq lists its product as uncharacterized. The transcript has a single exon. Lineage: Eukaryota; Viridiplantae; Chlorophyta; Mamiellophyceae; Mamiellales; Mamiellaceae. The coding region runs from base 1 to 690 and encodes 229 amino acids. The record is from RefSeq and is a predicted model, not a curated record.
AUGGACGCGGACGAGGACCUGGACUUCGACGAGCAGACGGAGUGGAGGAAAGCCGGCGCGGCCGCGUGGAUCGCCGCGGGUCUGCCGCGCCGCGACGACGAAGACGGCGGAAAGAAAGCCGUCGCGCGGUCGCUGUCGCUGUCGCCCGCGCCGUCGCCGGUGAAGAAGAUGACGGGCGCGGCGCUCCGCGGGCUCGACCGCGGCGCCGUCGCCGCGUCCGAGGAUCUGGGCACGCCCUCGAAGCGCAACGCCGCGCGCAGAGAGGCGAGGGCCGACGACGCGAUCGUCCUCGCCGCGCUGAAGGCGGCGGAGGACGAGCGGAGGAAGAGAGCCGAGGCGACGGACGCGGUCGUCCUCGCCGCGCGCGUGCGCGAGGACUCCGUGAUGCGGCGCGAGCGCGAGCUGAAGAAGGCGGAAACCGACGCCGCCGCCGCCGCCGCCGCGCGCGCCGUCGCGGAAGCCGCCGCGGACGCCGAGCGACGCGUGCGCGAGAUCGAGGACGAUACGCGCCGCGACGCGGAGCGCGCGCGCGCCGCGGCGCGCGACCGCGAGGCGCGAGAGCGCGCGGAGGCGGCGAAGAGGGAGGAGAAGCGGCGUGAGGAUGCCGUUCGCGCCGAGCGAGAGACUCAGGUGCGUUCUAUACACUGGUCCCCAUACGACCGCGUUCGCGUGGUGAACGCCGUUUCUUAA